AUGGCUGCAGCACACGCACAAGCAGAAGCUCAAGCUGCCAGAGCCAGGCUAGCCUAUGCAGAGAAAGAACUGAGCAUCAAAGUGGAAAAAGCAAGGUUAGAAGCAACUCUUGAUGUGCUCAGCCUCCAGAAGGAAGCGGACGCGGCCAUGGCCAAAGCUGAGGUGAUGGAGACAGCCGCAGCUCAGUACGAGGAAGCAGAGAAAAGUAACAAGUUCAGUUUCUUGCCCUUACAACCAACUACAGAGCAAAAAGUGAGUGAGUAUAUAAAUAAGCACAGUCACAACAAUGAGCCUUCUCAAAAUAUAGAGACUUUUCAACAUAACUAUACAUUUCAAGAACCAUACCAACCAAAUGUUUACACGCCUUUCCAUGCCAAACAAAAAAUAAACGAAUACUCCAUUCAGCCACCAGAUGGAGCCACGCGACCACCACUAAGAGACAUAGGUCAACAGCCAAAGCAAUUUUCAAGUCCAAACAGUGCAGAUAACACUACCAGUGACCUUGCCAGGUUCCUAGCCAAAAGUCAACUAGUAACCGGAGGGCUAACUAAAUUCGAUGACAAACCGGAGAGUUACCUCAGCUGGAAAGCCACUUUCCAGAGCACCAUCAGAAAUUUGGGUCUUACAGCUAACGAAGAAAUUAACCUACUCAUCAAGUGGCUCGGCCCUGAGUCUUGUGAACAUGCAAAAAGAUUAAAGGCAGUUAACAUCAGAUUCCCAGAUGCUGGUCUGAACAUGAUCUGGGCGAGACUGGAAGAAUGUUAUGGCUCACCAGAAGCAAUAGAAAACUCUCUGUUUACAAGAUUACAGAACUUUCCAAAGCUUUCAAGCAAAGAGCCUCACAAGCUCCGCGACCUGUCAGACCUACUGUGUGAACUAGAAGCGGCAAAACUAGAUGGCUAUCUAACAGGUUUGAGUUACCUUGAUACAGCUAGAGGAGUGAGUCCAAUUGUGGAAAAGCUGCCUUUUCACCUUCAAGAGAGAUGGACAAUGGUAGGGUCACGCUAUAAAGAAGACCAUAAUGUAAGCUUUCCUCCCUUCUCAGUCUUUGUGGACUUUGUGAAAGGCCAAGCCAAAGCAAGAAAUGACCCUAGCUUCAUCACAGCUUACAACCCUCCUGUCCAGCCAACAGUCAGUUACAAAAAAGGAAAGCCAACUAGUAAUUGUGGCCAAAGACCAUCUGUUACAGUGCACAAGAUAGAAGUGUCAGACACAUGCAAAGACAUUCAAAAGGAAUGCCCCAUACAUUACAAACCACACCCACUGAAAAGAUGCAGAGGUUUCAGAACAAUGCUGUUGGAAGAUAGAAAAAAGCUCCUCAAAGAUAAUAACAUCUGUUAUCGUUGCCUUGCUUCUACCACUCAUCAAGCGAAAGACUGUAAGGCUACAAUAAAAUGUGAAGAGUGUGACAGCGAGAGGCAUCUAGCAGCUCUUCACCCAGGUCCUGCACCACCAACAUCCAAGCCUCCUCCAUUCCCCAAAGAGCAUGGCGGGGAGCAAGAAGUCACACAGAGCACCGACAUUACAGCCACAUGUACAGAGGUAUGUGGAAACGAGAUUACUGGAAAGUCCUGCUCUAAGAUCUGCUUGGUGCAAGUCCACCCCAAAGGUGAGCCACACAACACGAAAAAGAUGUAUGCAAUAAUAGAUGAUCAAAGUAAUCAGUCAUUAGCAAAGACCGAGUUUUUUGACAUGUUUGCAAUACAAGGCACAACCACGCCCUACACACUAAAAACCUGCUCCGGUGUGACACAAGUAAGUGGCAGAAGAGCCUGCGACUACGUUGUUCAGUCAUUUAAUGGAAAAAUUAGCUUUCCUCUCCCCACGCUUAUAGAGUGCAACGAUAUCCCCAACAAUAGGGACGAGAUACCCACCGCAGAAGCUGCUUCGCAUCACCCUCAUUUGAGAGCUAUAGCUAGUGAGAUACCGCCCCUUGACCCACAUGCUGGCAUCCUGCUGCUGAUUGGACGGAAUCUUCUGAGAAUCCACAAGGUCAGAAAACAAAUAUGCGGCAAGCAUAACGAGCCAUUUGCACAGAAGCUUGACCUAGGCUGGGUCAUCAUCGGAGAUGUAUGUCUGGGUAGCGCUCACAAGCCAAGCCAAGUAAAUGCUCUAAAGACACAUGUGCUGGACAAUGGUCGCCCAAGCUAUCUCACUCCCUGCAACAGUCGCUUCAACAUAAAAGAGAGCUUCACACUGAGCAACUCCAAGGCCAUUUCCAAUCCACCGCCACCUCCAAGCCUACAAGUAAAGACCACAGUUGAAAGCUUAGGAGAGACUGUGUUCUGCCAAACCAGUGAAGACAACCGCCUUGCACACUCAGCUGAAGACCUCAUCUUUCUGAAAAAGAUGGAGCAGAUCUUCAAAGAUGACACUAACAGUUGGGUCGCACCACUCCCAUUUCGAAGCCCAAGGCGCCUUCUCCCAAACAACAGGUGCUACGCCCUAAAGCGACUUGGGUCUCUCCAACGCACGCUUGACAAGAAGCCAGAUAUGAAGGCACACUUCAUUGAGUUCAUGCAGAAGAUGCUUGACAACAAACAUGCUGAGCUCGCACCACCUCGCCCCAGAGACAAAGAGACAUGGUAUCUACCCAUUUUCGGCGUCUACCACCCACAGAAGCCUGGGAAAAUCCGUGUGGUGUUUGACUCCAGUGCUCAGUUUGAUGGAGUGUCUCUCAAUGAUGUCCUGCUGUCCGGCCCCGAUCUUAAUAACACACUCGUGGGCGUGCUCCUCCGGUUCAGAAAGGAACCUGUUGCUAUCACAGCUGACAUCGAGCAGAUGUUUUACUGCUUUGUUGUCCAGGAGGAUCACAGAGAUUACCUUCGGUUCCUGUGGUACAAAGACAAUGACCCCACCAAGGAUGUUGUGGACUAUCGCAUGAGGGUGCACGUCUUUGGUAACAGCCCCUCCCCUGCAGUGGCAAUCUACGGAUUGAGGAUGGCAGCAAAAGAAGCUGAAGACGAAUAUGGAACUGAUGCUCGCUACUUCAUCGAACAAGACUUUUAUGUCGACGAUGCGCUUAAGUCUUUCUCAACAGAAGCUGAGGCAAUUGAUGUCCUACAGAGGGCCCAGAAAAUGCUUGCUCUCUCUAAUCUACGCCUCCACAAGAUAGCAUCCAACAAAGUCAAAGUUGUGAGUGCCUUCCCUCCUAAAGAUAGAGCAAAAGAGAUCAAAGACCUCGAUCUGACAACAGACAAGCUUCCAGUCCAACGCAGUUUAGGUGUUAUUUGGAACACCACAUCAGACACAUUCACGUUCGAUGUUCCACGAGAGCAGAAGCCCUUCACUCGUCGUGGCGUACUCUCAACUGUAAAUAGUUUGUUUGAUCCACUCGGGCUCCUUGCACCUGUAACUAUCAAAGGCAGACUACUUCUCAGGGAGCUCACCAGUCGCAAUAUUGAGUGGGACAACCCACUACCACAAGACAUGUACGAUGAAUGGAGAAGAUGGCAAGAUUCAUUGCAGCACCUUACAACCCUACACAUUCCUCGUACCUACCUUUCCUUCUCCAUUUCGCAAGUCACCUAUCUAGAACUCUGUGUGUUCUCAGAUGCUUCAGUAAAAGCUAUAGCAGCUGUGGCCUACCUGAAAGCUACACAUGAAGAUGGCCACAACGAAGUUGGUUUCGUCAUGGGCAAAGCCAGACUCGCUCCAACGCCAGAGCUCACCAUUCCCAGAUUAGAACUAUGUGCUGCAGUGCUUGCGGUAGAAAUGUCAGAGCUUCUCAGAGAUGAGCUGAAGAUCAAGAUUGACAAAAUCACAUUUUUCACUGACAGCAAAGUAGUGUUGGGAUACAUCCACAACAAAAACAGAAGAUUCCACGUCUAUGUGAACAACCGCGUCCAGAGAAUCAAGCAAUCUUCCCUUCCUGAGCAGUGGAAGUAUGUCCCAACUGAGCACAAUCCAGCUGAUCAUGGUUCUCGCUCCGUGGCUGCAGAGAAAAUAGAAAGCACAACAUGGUGGUCUGGCCCAGCAUUUCUUCUCAACCCCAAGAGUGUCGCUCCUAAAAAAGGCCCAUUUGAACUCGUUGACCCAGAUUCAGAUGUGGAAAUUCGACAGAACGCUACUGUGCUGGUGACUAGAACCACAUCAAGCAGUUUAGGUUCCACGCGCUUUGAACGAUUCUCAAAGUGGAUCUCUCUUGUCAAAGCAGUAGCAUACCUCCAGCACGUAGCUCACAGUUUCAAGUCCAAAGAUUGUAAAGGCUGGCACCUCUGCAAAACAAGUCUCACAGAAGAAGCCUUAACUCAAGCUGAGUACACUAUCAUCAGAUGUGUCCAACAUGAAGUGUAUGCUGAAGAAAUCAAAUGCAUUAAGGCCAAACAAGAUCUGCCACGCAACAGUCCUCUGUACAAGCUUAAGCCGAUCAUUGAUGACAAAGAUCUACUCCAUGUAGGAGGACGCUUGUCACAGUCAAGGUUCACAAGUCAGGAAGCCAAUCCUCUUCUGAUCCCAAGAAAACAUCACAUUGCUACCCUGCUCAUUCGACAUCAUCACGAAGCUGUCAAGCAUCAAGGAAGACACUUCACUGAGGGAGCAGUGAGAGCAAGUGGUUUGUGGCUGGUUGGUGCCAAGAGAUCCAUCAGCAGUUUCAUCCAUAAAUGCGUUACUUGCAGAAAGCUUCGAGGAAAAACAGAGCAGCAAAUCAUGGCAGAUCUGCCUGCGGAACGUUUACAAACUGAUCCCCCAUUUUCGUAUGUUGGCCUGGAUGUAUUUGGACCAUGGGAGGUCACAGCACGCCGUACUAAAGGUGGUCACGCUAACAGCAAACGAUGGGCAGUCCUGUUUACUUGUAUGUCUACAAGAGCCAUUCAUAUUGAAGUUAUUGAGACACUAAGCUCAUCAAGUUUCAUCAACGCUCUUCGUAGGUUUUUUGCCAUCAGAGGGCCUGCUAAACAGUUACGGUCCGACUGCGGUACCAACUUCAUUGGCGCAUCCAAGGAGUUGAAUUUGGGUCCUGAAAAGACUGGUAGCACAAGUGUGGACGACUAUCUACGUGAACAAAGAUGUUCCUGGGUGUUCAAUCCUCCUCACUCAUCCCACAUGGGAGGCACAUGGGAGCGUAUGAUAGGAAUCGCACGGCGCAUCCUUGACUCUAUGCUCUUGCAAGCAGGUAAUCCAUUACUUACACACGAGGUCCUGACAACACUGCUGGCUGAAGUCACAGCUAUUAUCAACGCAAGGCCCUUGGUGCCCGUCUCCUCAGAUCCGGACGCACCUUUGAUCUUGACUCCUAUGACGUUGCUAACUCAAAAGACAAAGGCAAUCCCAAUUCCACCAGGAGAUUUCACCAAUGCAGACAUGCUCAAACACCAGUGGAAAAGAGUACAAGUUCUUGCCGACACCUUCUGGACCAGGUGGCAAAGAGAGUACCUCAGCAUGCUUCAGAGUCGUCAGAAGUGGCAAUGCAACAAGCCGAACCUGAAAGAAAAGGACAUCGUUCUUCUGAAGGACAAACAACUAAAACGGAAUGAAUGGCCCAUGGGAAUCAUUGUGAAGACUCUUCCAAGCAAGGAUGGAGUUGUGAGGAAGAUCGAGGUUAAAGUGGCACGUGACAAGACUACAAAGACAUUCUCCAGACCUAUCUCAGACUGUAUUUUACUGUUAUCUCCCACUGUUUAGUUUAUAGUGGCAUUCUUAAAAUAAUGCCAGGCGGGGAGUGUAUUGGAACUGUUUUAUAUCUUGUUCAGCCAGAUCGCUAGAGGGCGCUAGUCGCAAAUGUAGCAAUAGAUUCAGCCAGUAGGAAGCCAGAAGCAAACCACUAGCUGCAGAAGUGACAAUCAGUUCAUCAUGUGUUGUUUCUUUUCUAUCUGAUGCCAUCUACUCAUUUCUGAUCCUUUGAGCAACAAUAUGAUUUCACACUUUUUUGCAUUAAAGCCUGCCAAAAUACGACACCUGCCUGUUCCUUGGAGGAAACAAAUGCAAGGGAGAGUUUAACUGGCUGUAACACUCAAUUAGGGCACGAGGUCAC
Molecule: messenger RNA, 5974 nt
Organism: Periophthalmus magnuspinnatus
Lineage: Eukaryota; Metazoa; Chordata; Actinopteri; Gobiiformes; Gobiidae
Exons: 2
Coding region: 1-5625 (1874 amino acids)
Biological process (GO): DNA integration
Molecular function (GO): nucleic acid binding
Source: RefSeq, a predicted model, not a curated record